Larimichthys crocea (large yellow croaker) is the source of this 5909-nucleotide messenger RNA. RefSeq names its product phosphatidylinositol-4-phosphate 3-kinase catalytic subunit type 2 gamma (gene pik3c2g). The record is from RefSeq and is a predicted model, not a curated record. The coding region runs from base 355 to 4533 and encodes 1392 amino acids. Gene Ontology annotation, cellular component: cytoplasm; phosphatidylinositol 3-kinase complex; plasma membrane. Gene Ontology annotation, biological process: cell migration; phosphatidylinositol 3-kinase/protein kinase B signal transduction; phosphatidylinositol-mediated signaling. NCBI's taxonomy places the organism in Eukaryota, Metazoa, Chordata, Actinopteri, Sciaenidae. Gene Ontology annotation, molecular function: 1-phosphatidylinositol-4-phosphate 3-kinase activity; 1-phosphatidylinositol-3-kinase activity; phosphatidylinositol binding. The transcript has 34 exons.
UGUAAAACCCUUCAGAGCAUGUGAAGAUGUGUCAACCUGAAGAGCCUCCAGACACUAGAAAACCCUCUGAUUGCCAAACAGAAACAGCAGAGGGUGGGUGGAGUUGUUGGAGGUGACAGGAGGUAGGAGAGGGGAGGGACUCCUGCAGGAGUGAGGAAACAUAUACAGGAAUCUUUCCAAAUCUUUUACAGGUCUAACUCGUCGAGCAUGGCUUUCAAGUCAUUGACACCUGGAGGAAACCUUGAGGGUAAGUUGCAAACAAAAGAGGUCUACAUUUUACUAUGAUAUAAAGUGAGGAAAUGCUGAGAUACAGCAGCACCAUCUGAGUGGACUUGUACAACUCCCUAAAAUGUGAUGGAUCCUCCUGAAAGACGAAAUAGAUCAAUCCAGAGACAAGAUGCAAGCGACUCUGACCUCCACGUGCCUCUUCCUGAGGAUCCAAAUGGAACACAAAUUUACGAGUACCUUGACACCUUUCCAGAAGAUGAUGAACCACAUUUGUAUGAGAGCAUCCCUGGGCUCAUAACUUCAUCCCAGACCAAACCUCCAGACCAUCCUUUGGAUCAUGGAAGAGGAGUUCCUCAGAGUGCCGACCACCAAAACACAAACUGGCCUCCACCAGUCCGUGGACCUCCACCUCCUGCCAGAACCAGGGUUCCUAGUCUUCCUAGUCUUCCAUCUUUGCCAAGCAGACAAGGCAAUGGACCCCCUCCUGUUCCCCCGAGGACACGAUUACCCCUCAGAACAAACCAUCUUUCUUUUGACUCUAUUGAGUCUGCUCACAAAUUUCAUCGUUCCAGGACAGAAGUAAACAAUCAUGAUCCAUGGGCUAUCAAACUAAUAGACACUCCGCAAGGCAGCACCAAGAGUCUGGCUGCUUUUUGUGCUGCAACUUCAAAGUUAAUGUCACGGUACAAGCACACGGACAGCGUUCAUAACUCAGGAGUGGUGUGGGGUCAAUUGUUACAAAUCCACCCUGCCCUGAUGCAGCAGGUGGAAGUGGAUGUCAGUGUGGCUACUGAGUGGGACAAUCACCAGCUUCCCUUCCCCACCACGGUGAACAGGACAGUGAAGAGUCUGAUUGAUGAAAUCUUCCAGCUGCUGGACCUCGCUCCCAACACAAGUGGAGAUUAUGUCUUGAAGCUGUGUGACUCUGAGGAGUACCUCCGAAAUGAAGAGCUGCUGGGUAUGCAUGAGACUGUUCAGAAGUACGCCAAGGUUAAACUAGCAGUGCCCCUCCGACUGCUCCGCUUGAACAACCUCAAACACCGCCUGGUCAGGGAUGUGGAGGACGACAUAAGCUCAUGCCAACUGUACCAGCUCCUGCGUCCUGUCUGCAUCUUCAACACCUGCAAGUUGAGUCUGCAGAAUGUGCUCACCAGCUACAACAGAGAGGUGACAGAGCUGAUGAGGUGUAAGUCUGGGAUGAACGUCAAUGUCCUCGUGGGCUGCGUUCGCUCCAUCAGCAAUCUCCUCGGUGGGCUUUCAUGUCAGGAGCUGGAGGACAGUAUUGGUGGACUCAACCGAAUCAAUCCCAUACCUCUGAGUCAUGAUGAGAUGUCAGAAUGUGAAACUGCCAUGUUAAUGCUCCACAAGGCGCUGCUAAAAGUGCUGCAGAUGUUUUUUGACAACUUCCAUUCAGACUUCAGAUGUCAGGAGUUAACCAGCAACCCACAAAUACACGACACGGAUCACUACACUGAAAUCUUGCAAUUCAAUAUUGCUGCUCUCUACCAACUACAACUCAACUGGAUGACCAAUUAUGAGUGCUUCUCUGUGUCCUGUGACGUGACAUACGGAGCAACAAAGAUCUGUGACACGGGCAUUUCUGAGAACAUCAGCACCGCGUUGUCAUACGGAAACAAGCUCCAGUGUAAUCGCAUGAUGGUGUUCCCUGUUCCAAUAAAUAAUCUGCCAUAUGAGUCCAUGUUGACGUUCUGCCUCAAAGGCUCCAAGCGAGGCAAGAACCCAGAGCUUUUAGGCUGGGCUGUACUACCUCUUUACAGCAACAAGACUCUGGUGAUGGGGACCGUUCUGCUCAGUAUGUCCACACUGGCUGAGCUUCCUGCUCCUCCCUCGCCUGCCCUGUUUGACAGCCACAGACAACCUGUCGGGGUCAUACUGCAGCUCCAGUUUCAAGAUCAGUUUGAGUGGAAGUAUCAGAGGCCCAUUGCCCUGACCGGUUCAAUCAUGUUUACUCAACCUUGUGAGGAUUUGCAAAAGAAAAUGUUGGAUGUCUCUAAGAAACACUGCCUCUGUUUUCUAACGCGAAAUGAAAAGGCUUUCCUCUGGAGCAAGCGUCACUGCAGUGACAAAGGAAGCACUUUCCUCCACCUAGUGCUGGGUGGAGCCCAUCGCUGGCGGCCUGAAGACUUGACAGAAAUCUAUACUGUUGUAGAGAACUGGCCUAUCCAUCUACCUGAGGAGGCCCUCUUCCUGCUCAAUGACAGUUUUCAUGAUCAAACCGUGCGGAAGGCUGCAGUUCACUACUUUGAACAGAUACCAGACGGAGAGCUGGAGUUGUUUCUGCCGCAACUAGUCCAGGCUCUGAAGAGUGAGUGGGAGUUGGAUGGACCUCUGGUGAUGCUGCUGUUGGAGAGAUCACUGAAGAACAUACAGAUUGCACAGCAACUGUACUGGCUGCUGGAGGAUGCCCACACUGACCCCCACUACCAGAGCUGGUUCAGUAAGAUCCAGGCUGCCCUGCGGCACUCCUGCGGCCGGGCGCUGAGGCAGGAGCUGGAACACGAAACCCGCCUGGUGUCUGUGCUCAUACAGGUGGCCGAGAAGGUUCGCACUGCUGAUAAGAUUCGACGUAAGAAUGUUUUGAAGAAAGAAAAGUUGAAGAUUGAGGACUUCUUUAAAGCUGGGGUCAGCUGUCGUCUACCACUGGAUCCUGCAGUUCAUGUGAAGGCAUUGGAUGUGGAUGCCUGUAAGUUUUACAACUCCAAUGCUGCUCCUCUGGGGAUCUCAUUCAUCUGCUCUGACCCUCUGGCCAAGAACAUCAGUGUCAUCUGCAAGACAGGAGAUAACCUGCGUCAAGACAUGCUGGUACUUCAGAUAGUCCGUGUGAUGGACAGGGUUUGGCUACAGGAGGGGCUGGAUCUGCGAAUGAUCACCUACAAGUGUGUUUCUACAGGCAGAGCUCAGGGCCUGGUGGAAGUGGUUCCAGAGGCAGUGACCCUAGGGAAGAUUCAGCAGGAGUGGGGCCUGGGUGGCACCCUUCGUGAAGACACACUGGAGAAAUGGUUCCACAUGUGGAACAAAACUAAAGAGGAUUAUGAGGAGGCUGUGAUGAACUUCAUCCACUCGUGUGCAGGGUGGUGUGUGGCCACCUUCAUCUUGGGGAUCUGCGACCGCCACAAUGACAACAUCAUGCUGAAGCACACUGGACACAUGUUUCACAUCGACUUUGGCAAAAUUAUGGGCAAUGCACAGAAGUUUGGAAGUUUUAAAAGGGACCGAUCACCAUUCAUCUUUACAUCUGAGAUGCAGCACUUCAUCACAGGCGGAGGGCAGAAGCCUCAGCGCUUACAUCGCUUCGUGGAGCUCUGCUGUGAAGCUUACAACGUAAUCCGAGGGCGCUCCGCACUGAUACUCAGCAUGUUGGAGCUGAUGCUACACGCAAGAAUGCCAGAACUGAAGGACUGUAAUGACCUGCAGUAUGUCCAGAACAACCUCAGACCUCGUGACACAGAUCUGGAGGCCACAUCCUAUUUUACAAAGAAGAUCAAGGAAAGCAUGGGCUGUGUGGCAGUCAAGUUUAACUUCCUGACACACAGCAUGGCUCAAGGGAAGAAACAGGAACCGCUAACCCGGAAUGGCAUCCCCGCUCCCAGCACCAACAUCCAAGAAGCUGUCAUCCAGGGAUACACCGUCAGGGGGAAAGAUGUGAUCUAUGACCUCAGAGUAACCAUUCAUGAUGGUUAUCUGACCAGUGAGAAGACAUUCGGGCAGUUUGAGCUGAUCCAUAAGCAGCUGCAGAAACACUUCAUUGAAUCCAUGCUGCCUCAGUUUCCUAGCUGGUAUAAGAUGUCUUUCACGCCAAGCAAGAGGAUGUCUCUACUGAAUAAAUACCUAAAACAACUUUUUGAUGGACCAUGCAAAGGAAAUGAAUUUGUGUGCAGUCUGUUCCUGGAUGGUCCCAACAUAGUCCAAGAAGGUGGUGGGCCAGGAGCCUGUCCUCAAAUCCAGCUCUACAUUUCUUACUCUGACUGUAAACUCACAGUCUUGGUAAAACACCUGAAGAACAUUAAGCAGGCAAAUGGUGCUAACCCUGACGCCUACGUGGUCACGCGUCUAAGACCGGACCCUAAGCAGCGGUCCAAGAAGAAGACAAAGGUGGUUCGCAACAAUGACAACCCCACCUUCAAUGAACUGCUGGAGUACACUUACGUCCCACUGCUGUAUGGGAUGGUGCUGGAAGUGACAGUGAAGAGCAAGAAGACUUUUGUGGCUGCAACCAACAUUAAACUGGAGGAUGAGUUGCUUGACAAGGAGACUUGGUUUCCUCUCGGGAACUGUGCAAUCUGACCUCAGAGAGAGAGCUGCACUGUGGACCUGCUGCCAGCAGGGGGUACAGCCACACUGACAGAAAGAAUGAAGCCAAAGAUUUCUCACACUGUCGGAGUGAGACAAAUUCACCCGAGCCGGGAAACCGUACGCUCUCGUUUGUACCUAUUUAUCAGAUGUAAAUGAACCUCACUCCAGAGCUAACUAUGCUGGCAGUGGAUGUACUUGGAUGAAGUUACAAACCUGAGUUAAAGACUCAGGAAGGAGACUGUUUACUUUGUGAAGAAACACUUACUUUAUGUUCUCUCUUAAAUGUUAAUCAAAUUUUCUAAUAAGACCGGAGGUGGCAUUGAUGUUGAAUGAAGGAACAAAACUUUUAUCAUCAUACUUGCACUCUUUGUUUGUACUUUAACUUUGUUUUCUUUCUGUGAGUCAAAAAAAGUGUCCUUGUUAAUGUGUGUGGUCGAGACCGGCGAUGUGACAGAUUUAAAGAGGAGGUGAUGCAGUGCUAUUAGAAGCUGCUUGUCUGAUACCUGCCCAGACUGAGUGUGUUUGUCCCUUUGGGCUGUGUCAAAUGGAUGUCCUUGACCAGUGGAAUUGGAGGCGGGAGGCGGGAAGGUGAGAGGAGAAGUAGGGGGGGGGAGUGUGUGAGCUGGAUGACAACACUGCGUCUAUGACCUGAGGGGCUGAGUUAACGCUCUCCCCCUCAAUCCAUCCUUUUCCUUAUCCAUCAGUGGCAUUCAAACACAGUCAUGCACAUGCAUGCACAAACACGCAGAGGCAGACACUCACAUUCCCACACAAAUACACCUAAAAACACAGACGCACACACACACACUCUUUGUAAGAGCUAAGGGCAAGCCUUCAUGUUAUCUUAAUGCCAUCCUCCUGACAGGCCCGCUGACCCGUACUCUCCUCCGCCUCAUUCACAGGAUUUAAUGAUGAACGCGGAUAGAAAUAGACCUCCUUGCACUGGAUCUUGUUCAAUAAUGUAUACCUCUGUGAAUGCUAUUUAUAUUAUUCCCUGCCGGGUCUCUCUUGGAGGAAAAAACUGGCUGCUAUUCUUUCAUAGUAGUACUCAUGGAGUAUUAAUACAUCCUGGAAUCACUCAUCGGUUUCAGACCUAAUAGAAGAAUUGUUUUGGAAUAGAUGAUUAACCUGAAACAACACUGUGUUGUUGUGCUCGACCACAAUAAUUACACUUGGAUUAAUUAUUAAACCUGUGAUAAGAAUCUAAUAUCCCACUCCAGGGAUUUCUCCAGCACAUAGUUUUUCGUCGUCAGAGUGUCUUUUCAGCCCUGCUGGAGCCUUCUGGUCUUUUCCUCUGCAGCGCACAGUGCAGGCAGCAGAGAAAAGCCACAUCUAUUUUCUGACAAUAAAACUGGUAUUUAUAUCUG